UGAACAGUUAAAGGAAUGUCAAUUUCCUUUUUUAAAACCAUCUGUACAAAGUUAGGGCAUACUGCAACAAGUCCUUGUAAAACAUCCAGAACAUUUGUUUUCGAGCGUUUUGAUAUUGUAGAUUGACGACGCGCUUGUUCGGCCGCAUAACAAACGAACCAUAAACAUACAUGACUCAUCAUUGUAGUGCAGCUAGGAGGUAGAUCUUCAAGAUUGGAUCCAUUAAAAAAAAUUUGACAUAUACUGUACCAUUCAUGAAAUUCUUCAUCCUUUUUUCGAUCACAUAAAAGGUUUAAAACUGUCUUUUUAUUCCAUUCCAAUUGUGCCAAAGGCAUAUGUUAGGUCGUGUUUUAAAAGAAAAACCGUUAUGAAAGUCAGGAUAAAACUGAAAAUAUUCAAAAAAAUAGACUUUUUAACAUCUUUUCUACACGGCUCUCUGUAAAAAUGGGACCUUCUUAUAAACAGUCACUCUCUUUCUCUGAUGCACCAUUGAUGUGAAAAAAAAAAAUUGUUAUUAUUCCUUUUUCUAGAAAAUCUGUUUCUUGUAUAUUAAUUUCUUAAAUCAUUUCUGCUUUAAAAUUCUAUUGAAAAAAAAUAUUUUCGACUAACUAAGAAAGAAAACAUAAGACCGUACAACACUUUAUAUAAAUUCGCGUCUACGUUAACUGAUGUUGAUCAUAAUAGUUUAUUCGUUUUUUUUUUAUGUUAGUAACCGACGAAGCUUGUUUCUUUAAUUUUUAAGUCGAAAUGAAGAACGAAGGUCGACGAGGUUUUUCUUUUUCAAGUCUUUAUUGAAAUUCGUCACAAUAAAUAAGAAAAAAGUACUAAAACCAUUGGUAUAUCCUUUUUAAAUAGUAGUUUGUGUAGUUUAAAAAAAUAUCUAAUGUUCAAAAUUAUUUUUCAGUAAAAAAAUAUUAAAAUAAAUAAAAAUCAGUAAAUGAAUUGGUUAACAUAAUUUUAAAUUAACGAGUUUUUUUUUAUUGUUUAUUUUUUAUAAAUGUUUAAAACCUGAUACCUCUUUUUCUUUAAAUUAUUAGUCCAAGCAUGCAUUUAAACUGGUACGCUAAUGUGACAGUUGAAGGGCUAAAGUAAUAAAAUGGCUCACCGGGAGUUAACGGUUGAAACAGGAGUCACAUCAAGAGGAUGGGAAACAUCUACGUUUCCUCUUGUGUGUGAAACAUGCUUAGGAGAUAACCCUUACAUUCGUAUGAUAAGGUUAACGACAGGAAAAGAAUGCCGAAUUUGUACACGACCUUAUACAUCGUUUCGUUGGCAACCAGGGGGUAAAGCGCGUUAUAAAAACACUAUUAUUUGCCAAACAUGUGCAAAAGUAAAAAACGUGUGUCAAGUUUGUUUGUUUGAUUUGGAAUUUGGCUUGCCUGUUGAAGUGCGAGAUAAAUUUUUGGAUGAGUCUCAAAAAUUAGAGUUACCUACCUCUCAGUUAAAUCGUGAUUAUGCUAUGAACAAAUUAGAUACCACUACUACGCCUUAUAAUAAUUCAGAUAUUCAUCCAAUGUUAUUACAAUUAGCACGUCAUCAGCCUUAUUAUAAAAGAAAUGAAUCCCGUGUUUGCACCUUUUGGGUUCGAGGAGAGUGUAAACGAGGAGAGGAAUGCCCCUAUCGUCACGAAGUAGAUACGCAUCAUGAUCCUAAUUUAGCCGACCAAAAUACUAAAAAUCGUUAUAUGGGGAAAGAUGAUCCUGUCGCUCAUAAAAUUCUUUCCCAAAUAAAUCCGAAUCAAACAUCAUAAUAAUUUUUUUUUCAUUGAAAAAAAUUUAAAGCGAAUAUUGAAACAUUUAUUUUUGGUUUAAAAAAAAAAGAUACGAAAUAAUAGUUUUAUGCUAGAAAAUCUUUCUGAUAGGAUUAGAAAAGAGAAAACAGUAACACGCGUCGCUAUUAGACAUGGUGCGCAAAAACAUACACAGUAUAAUAACAUGUAGGUCUAGUUAGGCUGAAAUUUUAAUUUUUUAUAAAAAGAUAGAAAAAUAAACAAAAUCGCGAGUAAAGUGUGUUGUAAAUUUUUUUUAUGUAUAAAAAUUCUAUGUAUGAUACUUUAAGCACGACAACUACAAAUACGAAACAUGGAAAACCAUUUCAUAUGAAUGGAGGUGUAAACGACGAAACGUUUCCGAACGGUCCGCCUAGUGGAUGCGACAGUUCUCAUCAAUAUCGCGCACCAGGAAUAACAUCAGCUUCAGAUGAUGCAUCAGAGGCGUAUAUUUCUAGAACACUUUAUAUUUGUAAGCUUCCACCAGAUUUUCCUGCUUCUCAAAUCAAUGAAAUACUCUCUGGUUUUGGAGAUAUUAAGCGUAUAACAUGUUAUCCAUCAAGGCAAAUAGCUUUUGCUGAAUUCUGGGAUCUUCGUGAUGCGCAAAAAGCUCGUAAUGGAUUAAAAGAUAGACAAAUUGGUGGACAUCAGGUAGAUAUACAAUAUUCUAAAACACGAGAUGAUCGAGUUAAAGAAAAAAACACGGGAACACUAUACGUUCGCCCUAUAACAACAGAACGAAAUUUCAGGGAUCCCAAUACUCUUCAACAGUAUAAAGAAUUGUUUAAUCGUUUUGGUGAAGUUAAAAAAGUCAAUACAAAUCGAAAAAGAGAAGCAGAAAAAUUUAUAGAAUAUCAUGAUUUACGAUCAGCUGAAGCUGCUUUGGAAGGUUUAAAUGGUAUGGAUUUUAAUGGCGUUAAACUUGAGGUUCAAUACGCCAAUCAAUCUUCGAAAACAAUUAAUAAGGAAAGCUUUGUUGUAGAUGGGGCCCCGUCACUCACUUUAACACCGACACCAUACAAUUCAAAACCUAAUGCCUUUCGAAAAGAUAUGCCUUUACCGCAUCAAAACAUACGACCGAAAAUUGAUAAUAACGAUGCAUAUGACCCUACAUUUCAGGAACCACGACGACAAAGUAGCUAUUGGACAGGUCUUCCUAUCAAUUUACACUGGAAUGGGUCUUGCGGACCUCGAGCCAUCAUGAAUUCCAUGAAUCCAUGCACUGUUAAUGUUAAAAAUCAUCAACCAGCUGGAGAUUUCGCCUCUCAUCAUGUGAAUAAUUGUGAUGGAGUCAAUUAUACAAUAACUCAUCAUCCACAUUCGAAUACAUUUCCAGAUACGACGUUAGAGAACAAUCACCAUCACCUAAAACAAACACCUUCCGUUUCUUCUUUAGUACAUGAGCAAAAUUGUUAUUCAUUUAAUAACAAACAAGUCACCACCACACAAGCAGAAUCAUGGACAGAUGCUUAAAAAAACAACUUUGUUAAGUUUUUUUUAACAGUGUUUACUGGAAUGUGUCAUAGCGACAGAAAAAACAUUUCUAUGAAUGUUCAAUGUAACAUAUUUUUUGUUCAUCAAAGCUAUCAAGGCUAUUUCUCUUUUUACUAUCCGUUUUUAUUUUUCCUAUCCAAGUUAUUUUUUUGUCGCUUAAUGCAGACUAAUAUACUGGGAGAUUUAAAAAAAUACAAAGUCAAUGUGUUUAUUUUAAUAUUUACGCAUUAUAAAAUAGCGCGAGACAAACUUGUUCAGUUCGAGAUUCGUGAAUUUUGUAGCAAAUGUCAACUAAAGAGGUUAACACGAGCUUUUUUUUUUAAAUGCUUAAUGCAGUACUGCUAGAACUCUUGCUUAAUUUGUGAAAAUGCAACAAAAACUAGUUCAAAA
Messenger RNA from Hylaeus volcanicus, 3652 nucleotides. RefSeq lists its product as uncharacterized. Bases 2027 to 3241 code for a protein of 404 amino acids. Gene Ontology annotation, molecular function: RNA binding. The record is from RefSeq and is a predicted model, not a curated record. Lineage: Eukaryota; Metazoa; Arthropoda; Insecta; Hymenoptera; Colletidae. The transcript has 10 exons.